AUGCUGUCGUUAAAACCAUCUUGGCUGACUUUGGCGGCAUUAAUGUAUGCCAUGCUAUUGGUCGUAGUGCCAUUUGCUAAACCUGUUAGAGCUGACGAUGUCGAAUCUUAUGGAACAGUGAUUGGUAUCGAUUUGGGUACCACGUACUCUUGUGUCGGUGUGAUGAAGUCGGGUCGUGUAGAAAUUCUUGCUAAUGACCAAGGUAACAGAAUCACUCCUUCCUACGUUAGUUUCACUGAAGACGAGAGACUGGUUGGUGAUGCUGCUAAGAACUUAGCUGCUUCUAACCCAAAAAACACCAUCUUUGAUAUUAAGAGAUUGAUCGGUAUGAAGUAUGAUGCCCCAGAGGUCCAAAGAGACUUGAAGCGUCUUCCUUACACUGUCAAGAGCAAGAACGGCCAACCUGUCGUUUCUGUCGAGUACAAGGGUGAGGAGAAGUCUUUCACUCCUGAGGAGAUUUCCGCCAUGGUCUUGGGUAAGAUGAAGUUGAUCGCUGAGGACUACUUAGGAAAGAAAGUCACUCAUGCUGUCGUUACCGUUCCAGCCUACUUCAACGACGCUCAACGUCAAGCCACUAAGGAUGCCGGUCUCAUCGCCGGUUUGACUGUUCUGAGAAUUGUGAACGAGCCUACCGCCGCUGCCCUUGCUUACGGUUUGGACAAGACUGGUGAGGAAAGACAGAUCAUCGUCUACGACUUGGGUGGAGGAACCUUCGAUGUUUCUCUGCUUUCUAUUGAGGGUGGUGCUUUCGAGGUUCUUGCUACCGCCGGUGACACCCACUUGGGUGGUGAGGACUUUGACUACAGAGUUGUUCGCCACUUCGUUAAGAUUUUCAAGAAGAAGCAUAACAUUGACAUCAGCAACAAUGAUAAGGCUUUAGGUAAGCUGAAGAGAGAGGUCGAAAAGGCCAAGCGUACUUUGUCUUCCCAGAUGACUACCAGAAUUGAGAUUGACUCUUUCGUCGACGGUAUCGACUUCUCUGAGCAACUGUCUAGAGCUAAGUUUGAGGAGAUCAACAUUGAAUUAUUCAAGAAGACACUGAAACCAGUUGAACAAGUCCUCAAAGACGCUGGUGUCAAGAAAUCUGAAAUUGAUGACAUUGUCUUGGUUGGUGGUUCUACCAGAAUUCCAAAGGUUCAACAAUUAUUGGAGGAUUACUUUGACGGAAAGAAGGCUUCUAAGGGAAUUAACCCAGAUGAAGCUGUCGCAUACGGUGCUGCUGUUCAGGCUGGUGUUUUGUCUGGUGAGGAAGGUGUCGAUGACAUCGUCUUGCUUGAUGUGAACCCCCUAACUCUGGGUAUCGAGACUACUGGUGGCGUUAUGACUACCUUAAUCAACAGAAACACUGCUAUCCCAACUAAGAAAUCUCAAAUUUUCUCCACUGCUGCUGACAACCAGCCAACUGUGUUGAUUCAAGUUUAUGAGGGUGAGAGAGCCUUGGCUAAGGACAACAACUUGCUUGGUAAAUUCGAGCUGACUGGUAUUCCACCAGCUCCAAGAGGUACUCCUCAAGUUGAGGUUACUUUUGUUUUAGACGCUAACGGAAUUUUGAAGGUCUCUGCCACCGAUAAGGGAACUGGAAAAUCCGAGUCCAUCACCAUCAACAAUGAUCGUGGUAGAUUGUCCAAGGAGGAGGUUGACCGUAUGGUUGAAGAGGCCGAGAAGUACGCCGCUGAGGAUGCUGCACUAAGAGAAAAGAUUGAGGCUAGAAACGCUCUGGAGAACUACGCUCAUUCCCUUAGGAACCAAGUUACUGAUGACUCUGAAACCGGGCUUGGUUCUAAAUUGGACGAGGACGACAAAGAGACAUUGACAGAUGCCAUCAAAGAUACCCUAGAGUUCUUGGAAGACAACUUCGACACCGCAACCAAGGAAGAAUUAGACGAACAAAGAGAAAAGCUUUCCAAGAUUGCUUACCCAAUCACUUCUAAGCUAUACGGUGCUCCAGAGGGUGGUACUCCACCUGGUGGUCAAGGUUUUGACGAUGAUGAUGGAGACUUUGACUACGACUAUGACUAUGAUCAUGAUGAGUUGUAG
Molecule: messenger RNA, 2037 nt
Organism: Komagataella phaffii GS115
Lineage: Eukaryota; Fungi; Ascomycota; Pichiomycetes; Pichiales; Pichiaceae
Product: ATPase involved in protein import into the ER, also acts as a chaperone to mediate protein folding i
Exons: 1
Coding region: 1-2037 (678 amino acids)
Biological process (GO): cellular response to unfolded protein; endoplasmic reticulum unfolded protein response; protein refolding
Cellular component (GO): cytoplasm; nucleus; endoplasmic reticulum lumen
Molecular function (GO): ATP binding; heat shock protein binding; ATP-dependent protein folding chaperone
Source: RefSeq, a predicted model, not a curated record